Molecule: messenger RNA, 1299 nt
Organism: Acanthocheilonema viteae
Lineage: Eukaryota; Metazoa; Nematoda; Chromadorea; Rhabditida; Onchocercidae
Source: the annotation of a GenBank genome assembly
AUGGGUGAAGAAGGAGAUACACAAUCCCAACCGGCAACAAUAUGGCAUGGAGCGAGCUUAAGGGACAGUUUCUUGACGGUUGUUCAGAACGCUGGAUCUCAAGAAAUGCGAAAUGGAUUUGUGGAGGAUUUCAGAACAGCGUUGGAUAUGCUGGCACAAGCUGCACCUGCUACUAGUAUAUCAUCGAUUGAAGCGGAAGGCAGAAAUGAUCGUGCAGACACAGUGAUCGUUGUGGAUGAAGAUAGUGCGUCAAGUACUUCUUCGGGUUCUGGUACUAGGCAUAGGCUUACUCCAAAUGUUAACGCAAAUUUCUUUGGAAGAUCGAUAAUUGAUGGAACCGAUAAUAGUGACGAAUAUUCCUCAACGAAUGAUGGCAGUACAAGUACGAAUUUUCACAGGGAAUUGAGUCGUUUAAGAGCACUUGCUCAGAGUGCUGAAUUCCAACGAUUUUGGGUACUGCUGCUCAAUGUUUUACCCUUCUUCAUCAUUAUAUUUUUCAAAGCUAUUGUUGAUGGGUUCUUUUCACUGCUAAGCCUUUUGACAGCAUUUUUCCUUUUUCAUAUUGCGAACAGCACUUUUAUGGCUUCUCGAAGGGAAAAGCGCUACUUUCAUCUUUUGCAGUCAUUCACAUCUUCAGUUUUCUUUUUCAAUUUCCAUUCGCUUUUUUACGGACUGGAUUCUAUUUAUAUACCAAUGGCUUUUAUGUCUCGCCUGGCGAAUCCGAUUACUUUUUUUGCCACAUUACAUGUUGUACUGGUCGUUGAUUUUGCUGUUAAAAUCAUCACGGUCGUAGUGAAAGCUGGGCUCACUAUCUUGCCGACGAAAUUCAUUGGGAACAGACGUUUACGUCGACUUUUCCAAUGGAUUGAAUAUACUAGCCAGUUCUAUCGUUAUAUAUUGCCAAUACCUCAGUGGACUCGCUAUCUUAGUUAUUCGCUUUUUUCCACUCCACUGACAUAUUUCGGUGAUCAUUUCUUCGCCGUGCUGUAUGUAAUUUAUAAGGCAUGUUUAAUGCAAAUAAUUGGUAAACGUUGGUUUGAAAGUACACGUCGUAUUUUUCGCCUUACAUCUGUUGGUUCGAAAGUUUCAGUAGGUGAAGAAGAUUCUGCUCAGUGUACAAUUUGCUUCAAUGAUUUUUGCAAUCCCAUUAAGCUUUCAUGUGGACAUAUUUUCUGUGAAGAAUGUAUCGGCACCUGGCUGGAUAACGAACAUACCUGUCCAAUGUGCCGAGCAACAGUUGCACAGGAAGAUAAUAUGUGGAAAAAUGGAGAUACAACAUAUUCUCCUCAGUUGUGUUAA